Messenger RNA from Lactuca saligna, 1263 nucleotides. NCBI's taxonomy places the organism in Eukaryota, Viridiplantae, Streptophyta, Magnoliopsida, Asterales, Asteraceae. The record is from the annotation of a GenBank genome assembly.
AUGGAAGCUUUCUGUGAUCUCUGUAGGGUAGCGAGGGCAUUGGUGUAUUGUAAAUCCGAUGCAGCAAAAUUAUGCUUCCAAUGCGACAACCGCGUGCACUCUGCUAAUUCAUUAUCAUGCAGGCACCCUCGUUCCUUCCUCUGUGAUAACUGUAACUUGCAGCCGGCUAUUGCCCACCAUCUGUUCGAUAAAAUGUUAUUUUGUCAAGUUUGUGAUAUGAAUGAGAAUGGAUGCUCAUCUGUGCAAGGAUAUAGCAUUGAGGAACUCAAUGCCUACACCGGGUGUCCUUCACAUGAUGCAUUUCUGAAGAUUUUGUCUACAAUUCGUGAUGGAGGUCCAAGUAUUGACCCUCAGUUCCAUCCUAUGAGCAGUUUAAACCUCAAUGAAAAUCUUGUGAGUGAUCAAAACGAGGAUCAAAUGGGAUUAGUGGCAUCUACUCUUAAUGAAUUAGCAUCAGCAGUGAAGUUUGAGCCUUGGAUCAUUAAUCCAUCUUCAAUAAUCCCACCACAUUUGACCUACUUGCCAUCUUGUGAUCAAAAAGAUCCAAACCCUUUCUUCUCAGAUGGAUCAAACCUGAAUAAGGAUGGAUCCGAUUUGAACAAUCUUGGACUUAAUGAAGGUGAAGUUUUAUGUGACAAUGUUGAUUUGGGCGAUGUUUCGUUGAGUUUUGAUGGUGGUUAUGAGAUGUUUAAUGAUAUUCCUCAAGCUCAAACCAGAUAUCCUUCUGAGGGUGGAGGUGGGGAUUGCCUUGUAAUGGAGAAAAACUUAUCAGUUACCGAAUCAAACAGUCAUAUAGAGAACACACUUGAGGCAACAUCAUCCGGACAACAAGAUUGUACCACUUUUCCAGCAUCACAAGUGGCGGCAUCCGCUAAUGUGUUGCAGGCGGUAAGUGGUGGUGGCAACAUGCUUAUGAAUCCAAGUUGUAAUCAAAGUGUUGUGAACCUUGGAUUCCCUAAUAUGCCCCUUUCAUUAUCAAACAUUACUGGAGAAAGUAGUGCUAUAGAUUAUCAAGAUUGUGGCUUAUCACCGAUGUUCCUCACGCGUGAAUCAUUGUUGGAGUCGAAUUUUGAAUCAAGCCCACAAGCAAGGGACAAAGCUAAGAUGAGAUAUAAUGAGAAAAAGAAAACACGAAUGUUUGGUAAACAAAUACGAUACGCUUCUCGUAAAGCUAGAGCUGAUACUAGGAAACGCGUAAAAGGUAGAUUUGUUAAGGCGGGUGAAGAGUAUGAUUAUGACCCUCUUGUGACAAUAGGGUUUUGA